This is a messenger RNA of Durotheca rogersii, 2294 nucleotides long. RefSeq lists its product as uncharacterized. The record is from RefSeq and is a predicted model, not a curated record. Lineage: Eukaryota; Fungi; Ascomycota; Sordariomycetes; Xylariales; Xylariaceae. The transcript has 2 exons. The annotation marks the transcript as partial.
GCACCUUAGGAGGUGGGUAGGUACUUGCACGCCAGGCGAUCGAUGUAGGGCGGUACAUGGCAUGUACUUGGGUGUGGAUGCCGACUGAUCGUCCACACCAAUGCUUAUCGCGCCCUAGCCAAACCAGCAAGCUCUGCCAGAGAACGAAUCCCAUACACCACCACCCACCCAUCCGUCCAUAUCCAUCCAUCCACACCACACCACACCACACGUACACAACACACACUUCCAUACAUAGGACACCCAGUCUUUUCCUUCACCCUCACCUUUGUCUACGCACGAUCCCAUCCGCCCUCCGCCGUCUUCCCUAGCUUGGAGAUACCAGACAGAUCCAGCCGGCUGCCCAUUCCUGACAAACAGCCCCCAGUCAUCUCGAGAUCCUGACUAUCCUCUCUCAUCAUCGCCUAUAUCUACCAUAAAAGUUCCCUCGAGGCAUGACGAGCUGAAAUCUCCAUCGUCCUCUAUCGCAAGCCACUAGGCAAAGGAGCCUUUUUGCGCCGUGGCAGCAGUAGGGUCUCUCUUCUCUCUCCCGGCCUGUUUUCCCCACUGCUCGCACCACUCAACCCACCACUGCCAUCGAACCAUCUUCCGUUUACCACCUGCCACGUCUACGAGCUCUAGCUUGGACGCGCCGACGACACCACCCGAGUCCCGCCACCUCCGAGCCGUCCGCCUAUGAUAGCAAUCCCGUCCUAGUCGACUCGCCAGGCCCGCCGAAUAUGUCUCAGCAACAGACUGCCCCGAUGCUCAUCAAUGUCCCACCCCCACCAUCCAAUCCAGACACCCCAAGCGACGUGCCUGGCACUCCCACCAGCACCACCACUUCGCUCUCCGCCGUCUCUACCACGGCGAUUAAGGAUGGCCACCGCGGCCAAGCCCACCAUGCCCUCGGCUCCCGCGGCCACCACCACCACUCCUCGACGAACAGCCUAGAAGCGGAGCGCGCCGACCGCAUCAGUCGCCUCGCCGGCCUCGAGCGUGUCUCGACCAUCCGCGCCCCCAACCAACAUCUGAACCCCAACUCGCCCCAGGUCACACCCACAUCUGCUGGCUUCCCCUCCCAGCAGCCGGCGCCCCUCACGCCAGCCUACUUCGACUCUAAUGGACAGCCCACCGCAGUUACUAAAGUCAGCACGGUAGGGACGGCAUCAGCGACGGGUAGCCUCGGCGCGCGGACCACUGCCGAUGCGGGCGAUCAGUUCGAGAUGGAUACUGACCUGACCGAGGUUGACGAGGAGGAUGACAUGAGCACCGACGCGAAUUAUAGGCAGAUGGACGUCGACUCUACGUCUGGACCUCUGGAUCCGAUGGACGAGGACAUUUCGGGCCGUUCUGUCGGCGGCUACGAGGAUCGCAUGAGCGACGACGGAACUGCCAGCUUGGUCGCCUUUGGCGAGGGCGCAAAUAGCACCGUCAGCGGACCCAUCUACCACCGUAGGCCUCUACCCGGCACCGGCGCCUGGGGCUUGGAGCGAAGCAGCUCCGGCCUGAGCCAAGAAGCGACGACGCGAAGCCGCGAGGUGCGCGAUAUCGCUGGUAGCGAGACCCCCGUCAGCGCAUCCGCUGCCGCCGAGAGGCGAGAAGCUAAGUAUGUCGACGGCGUUGUCGCUGACGGCGGUGGUCACGUCGGCGCCUCGGAUGACGACGUAUUCGUGGACACCACGACUCGCGGACCCGUGCCCAUCCAACCCGGCCAGCCACGUACGAGCGCCCUUCGAGAAGGCGUCGGCGGACCGGCCAUGCGAGAGGCAGCCGAGCGCAUCGUACGAGAGCGCCUCGACGGCGGCGAGGGCCGCGCCCCCGUCCUCGGCCGGUGCAAGGACAGCGGUAAGCUCGGCAAAUUCUACUUUGAGGAUAAUCAUAAAUAGGGAAAGAAAGAAAGGCUGGCGCGGUAAGAGGUUGUCGCGCGGAGAGUUGGUCGGUUCAGGGGAUUGCUUUUACGAUUAACGGAGUUAUACUGGCGUUCGGGGCAAAAUCUCCACUGAGAAUAGUGGAGGGUGGCCCAGCCGUCUUUUUAUCACCGGCCGGCACACACCUACAGACAUAUGCACAUGGUCAAGAAGACGGGGGGGACGGUGGGCGACGGACACUCGUUGUUUUCUAGGCUCCCGCUGGGAACCUCGAAGAACUCGGUUUGCGCAGGUCCGGACCCGGGCCGAUUGGUGUAUGUUAUGGUCGUGUAUGCGUAAAUGUGCGAUUGUAUUCGCUCAAGGUCUCCCCCCCCCCCUCCCCGGGAAGGGAGAGCACGUAGCAAUCGGGCGGACAGCCGCGGCUGGUCCUAUGGUCCUACUAAU